CGCAUUGGUUCUUGACUAGAGAAAAUACUUUUUUAAAUUUAAAUUAUUUUUUUUUUGUUAAAAUGUUUUAUGAAAUUCAAAUUUGUUUUAUUUUGUUAAAAUAUUAGCUAAAUAGGAAUGUUCGAAGUCUAAGAAUUAAUUUUUCUUGCUCGCCAUUGUUGACGCAAAUAUUCACGUAGCCUUCUGUUUCCAUAGCAACAUUUUCAGAGGCAGUAUGGAGUUCUUGCAGUGGGACAGUCGAGAUGUUGCAAGAUGGAUUGAGUCUUUAGGAUUUCCGCAAUACAAAGCUUGUUUCACUGAUAAUUUCAUCUCUGGAAGGAAGCUCAUUUAUGUAAACUGUAAUAAUUUGCCAAAACUUGGAAUAACAGAUUUUAAAGACAUGCAGGUCAUCUGUGCUCGAGUACGUGAACUGCUGGGGAUCACGGAAACCCUGUGGAGUCGCAGCAUCGCUGACCCCCGGCAGGACCCUGUGGCCCUGUUCUUAGAAAAAAAGAGCCGCACGGGAGAACAUGCUGAGGCCCUCACCUUCCAGCGGUUCCUGUAUGACUUCUAUCAGUGAAUCACAACAAGUAAAGAGCAAAGAGGAAAAAAAGAAAACAAAA
Messenger RNA from Girardinichthys multiradiatus, 602 nucleotides. Its product is annotated as sterile alpha motif domain-containing protein 15-like. The record is from RefSeq and is a predicted model, not a curated record. Gene Ontology annotation, molecular function: protein binding. Bases 215 to 559 code for a protein of 114 amino acids. Lineage: Eukaryota; Metazoa; Chordata; Actinopteri; Cyprinodontiformes; Goodeidae. The transcript is spliced from 3 exons.